Molecule: messenger RNA, 300 nt
Organism: Blepharisma stoltei
Lineage: Eukaryota; Ciliophora; Heterotrichea; Heterotrichida; Blepharismidae
Source: the annotation of a GenBank genome assembly
AUGUCAAUUUCUAAAGAAUAUGCAAGUCUUUCUUUUAAGGUCGCUGAAUACUGGGUAAGGCCAGGAAAAUAUUGCUCAAUUAUUUUUCUUUUGACUUCUAAGUUUGAAUACACUUCUUUUCCAAGCAAAGAUUUAAAAAUUUGAGCAUCUAAGACUAAAAAGCACGAAUAUUCGCGCGCUACAGCCGUCAAACUGCGAGGCAGAUUUUUCAAGAUACCCCUUUCGCCUAAAAUUUUCCCUUUUACCAUAAUAUUUUCUGGGAUAAGUUCACUUGAAGAUGAGGAGGAUAGGUGAUUAUAG